Diorhabda sublineata is the source of this 1062-nucleotide messenger RNA. Its product is annotated as chymotrypsin-like elastase family member 1. Bases 98 to 910 code for a protein of 270 amino acids. Gene Ontology annotation, biological process: proteolysis. Lineage: Eukaryota; Metazoa; Arthropoda; Insecta; Coleoptera; Chrysomelidae. Gene Ontology annotation, molecular function: serine-type endopeptidase activity. The record is from RefSeq and is a predicted model, not a curated record. The transcript is spliced from 5 exons.
UAAUGACGGAUUCAACCUUUUACCUCAGCAUUUUCCAAACAUUGAAAUGAUGUUGAUCAGAAUACAUUCAUAAAAAUAAAAAUUUAUAAAUUUUGAAAUGAUAGUAUGGACGGUUUUAGGUGUGUUGCAAUUAGUGAGUGGCGAAAGAUCAGUAGCUAUUGUUAAUGGAUUUUAUAAACCUAGGGAACCUAGAUUAGGAGAAUUUCCAUUCCAAGCAAGUUUAAUGCUUCGUAGAAAUAAAACAACCACCACUUUUUGCGGAGGAAGCUUAAUACAUAUCGAAUGGAUUCUAACUGCUGCUCAUUGUUUGGAAAAUGAUGGUCAGCCAUUACCUGUUAAUUCUGUGCAGGUGGCGUUAGGUAGUGUUUAUACGAAUGGUAAAAAUGCUCAAAAAAUUCCAGCACGAAGUUUUUAUAUAAACAAAAAAUAUUUUGAAACCGAUGGAGGCUAUGAUAUCGGAUUGGUGAAGCUGAAAUCGAAUGCAAAAUUAGGAAGAUAUAUCCAAUUAAUUAAACUACACACUAAUAACGGAGAAUCUUUAAUUGGUACAACUGCUUUCCUAACAGGUUUUGGUAUAAUUGAUGAUAAUUAUCAUCAACCAGAAACAUUGAGGAAAGCCAUCCUCCACAUUGAUUCCCCGAACAAAUGCUUCAUGAAUUCAGCAAAAUCCAAUGAAAUUUGUUGCACCUCUACUAUCUCCGAAGGAAAAGCGUGUAAAGGAGAUAGUGGAGGACCACUUACGAUAAUAAGAAACAGAAAAUAUCUUCAAGUUGGUAUCACCAGUCAUUUAUCGAUUUUACCCCUCUGCAAAAUAUCUUUCAACAAUUCCAUUUAUACAAGAGUGUCGGCUUACAUCAACUGGAUUUCCAAAGUUACUGGUAUUGAUUUCACAAAAUUCAAUCAGAAUUAGUGUAUAGAUAAUAAUAUUAGAAUUAUAAUUGGAAAAGGUUAAAUAUUGUAUAACUAUAUAUUACUGAUCUAAACAUUAAUUGCUUUAAACAUCUGAAACUAUCUUGUUAAGUUUUUACGAGGAAUAUAUAAUAAUAAAGUUUUAAGUUUUAA